This is a messenger RNA of Oikopleura dioica, 1089 nucleotides long. The record is from the annotation of a GenBank genome assembly. NCBI's taxonomy places the organism in Eukaryota, Metazoa, Chordata, Appendicularia, Copelata, Oikopleuridae.
AUGAAGAUUUUCAGAAACUUUGGGAUUGUUGCCUCCGUAAAUGGGUUGAGCACAAAAGAAUGGCGUACAAAACGAGUCGCCAAAUCCGAAAAGAAGAGUUCAAACGUGGACACCUACCGAAUCUAUCAAGAAGAUCUGGAGCCCGAAUCAGAUGUUGACGGAGUGGCGGAUGAAGGAGUUGAACUGAUGGCUGGUGGAUGGGACGGUGCUUUCAAUUUGACGACGAGUUACCGGAUGGAUUCCGACAUUCCAAGACCCUUUGGUGAUUUUGAGAGCGAGCUCAAAUAUGCGAGGUACAAAUACAAAAACGGAAACUGGACGCAACGACAAACUCCUGAAGAACAUCUCAAGGAUGUGAUGGCGCAGAAAACGUCGGCAAAUAACGUGGCUUGGAUGGUGUCGAACUGUGAUCAAACGGGUGGCGCGGAUCAACGAUUUGAAUACGUCACAAGGAUGAUUUCCGAGGGUCUAAAAAUGGACGGCUACGGUCACUGCUUUGACAACGUCGUCGGCGACCGACCAUGGACAAUCUACCAAUCGAACGGCGUCCAAUGGGGACAAUUCGCUAAGUAUAAAUUUUAUCUAGCUUUAGAGAACUCAGUUCACUGCACGGAUUACAUGUCCGAAAAAUUUUGGAGAAACUCGCUGCGCCAGGGUCUUGUUCCCAUUGUCUCAGGAACGCAUAAAGCAGAUGUAACAAAAAUGGCUCCUCCAAACUCCUUCAUCCACGUCGAAGAUUUUGCGACACCAAAAGAACUUGUCAAUUAUCUCGAUUAUCUGGAUAAAAAUGACACCGCUUACGAAGAAUAUCACAAGUGGCGACUUCUUGAGCCUGACUUUGAGAAGCCUUUUUAUAUGCAGCCAGAAGAGACGAUGAUUUGCGGAAUUUGCAAAGAAGUAACAAAGAGGAAAAAUCUCGGUUUUCCGAAAAGAAUCAUCAAAAGUGUCGCCAACUGGUGGUGGGUUAAUCAACAUGAUGAUCAGUGCAUCGCUGGGCAAACCCUGCCAUCCUGGAUCCACGAAAUGCCAAUUGUCUCGAUGGAAAACUCUUUCGAUGAAUUAAAACAUCUACCAAUGCAGACAUUAUAA